Caenorhabditis briggsae is the source of this 1851-nucleotide messenger RNA. RefSeq names its product Protein CBR-MAB-10 (gene Cbr-mab-10). The transcript has 9 exons. Gene Ontology annotation, biological process: negative regulation of DNA-templated transcription. NCBI's taxonomy places the organism in Eukaryota, Metazoa, Nematoda, Chromadorea, Rhabditida, Rhabditidae. Gene Ontology annotation, cellular component: nucleus. The record is from RefSeq and is a predicted model, not a curated record. The coding region runs from base 1 to 1851 and encodes 616 amino acids. Gene Ontology annotation, molecular function: transcription coregulator activity; transcription factor binding.
AUGUGUAGACGUGAAUGGUUUCGGAUACUGAGGCUAUCCGAUAGCCGCUACUCAUCCAUCAGUCUGGAUUGGGAGCGUACCUCAACUUGUGUGCCUUCAGAAGGCACCAUGCCGUCGUCGUCGUCGUUGUCAACGUCAUCUGUGUCAACGACGACGUCGUCAUUGGCAACAACAUCUAAACCAGCAAAUCAACAUUUGGAGUCCAUCCUUAACCCAUCUUCAUCUUCAUCUUCCCCUUUAUCAUCUUUGAAAGCAUCUUCAUCGGCGAUUUCUUCAUUACCCACAACAUCAUUAUCAUCUUUACGACAACCUUCUUCCUCGAAUUCAAAUGCAGAUAGACCAGCAUCUCCCAAACCGAUGCCUACACCAACGACACUAUCCGAAUGGCAACUUUUGGCAGUUUUGAGUAAAGCGAAUUUAGUUCAGUACUAUGACAUUUUCAUAGCACAAGGUGGAGACGAUAUAAAUCAGAUAAUGGCGUGUGAGGAACGAGAAUUCCUUGAGAUUAUGAAUCUUGUUGGGAUGCUUUCGAAGCCUCUUCAUGUCCGUCGAAUGCAGAGAGCUCUAACCGAAUACAGUCAAGAUCAGACGGCUUUCAAUCUUGCUGCUUUCCAACAAAUCGGUCCACCACCUCCACUGAAUUAUACACCACCUGGAACUGAUCCGAUAGCCCUUCUCCUACCUGGAAUCGCAGCUGCCACGUCUCCAAAUUUUCCGAGUCUUCGAUUUCUAAGUCAGCUGUCAUCAGCGGCCGCUGAAAAAGGAACGACGUCUUCUGAAGCGGCUGAAACAUCAUCAUCGUCACCGUCUCUCAAUCUGAAUACGUCGUCAAAUUCGGUACCGUUGGCGCUCAAGUUCUCCAAUUCUCUACUCGAAUCUUUGGCCACUGAUCAACAACAGCAAUUCCGUCCCGUUAUCCCCACCACCACCUCCAACCCCACUCCAGUCGUCUGUUCCACAAGCUCAUCCAACCCUGAGUUCUCUUCUGGAGUCGUCGUGCCAUCAUCAAGAGCCACCGCCAACGUAUUUUCCGGAAACAGCAUUGGCCCCAAUUUUAGUUCACCAAGCGUUGCUCGCUACGUCGUCGCACCACCAUCUGGAUCCGGGUCAAACACACCUACCUUUCCAUCUACAUCUUUCGGACGACCGCCCAUCUCCAGCCAAGAAAAAGAGGGGUCGUCCUCUCCUUUUUUAGGCUCUUCUGCUGAUUUUUCAUCAGCUUAUGGCAAUGAUUUCGUUUCUUUGGGAGACUUUGAUCCAAACAAUCCAUCACAAACUGAAAGCCCCGUUUUAUCGUCUGCCCAAAUUGCUCGUCUUGGAGAAUGUGCUCUAGCGGCAUCUAAAAAUCUUCCACCACUUCCACCUCGGUUGAUACAGAAUAAGAAACGCGUAUCAAAAGAUGUACUUGAACUUCUGAAAUCAACUCCAGCUACACCAUCAAUGAUUCAUCUUUUUCGAAAAUAUUCAGCUAUAUAUGGCCGAUUUGAUACCAAAAGAAAACCUCAUAAAGUGCUGACUCUUCACGAAACAACUGUGAAUGAAGCAGCUGCUCAACUGUGUCUUUUGGUACCAUCUCUACUGACAAGAAGGGAUGAAUUGUUUCCAUUGGCCAGACAAAUCGUCAAGGAUGCUGGAUAUAACUAUGCGAAAAGUAGAAAACGGCCAUGCGAUCCUGCCGAUCUACAUAGUCCGAUCAGUUCUCCGAGCAAUUCUCCGCCUCCAAAUGAAUCAGAAUUUGAUGAGCAACCAUCCAGUUCGUCAAGUUUUCUUAAGGAGGAUGACAAGGCGAUUCCACCCGAAGCAUGGGCAGCACUAAUUGAAAAGAUGAAGGAUGAAAUUCCAGAUGCCUGA